Lolium rigidum is the source of this 708-nucleotide messenger RNA. Its product is annotated as BON1-associated protein 2-like. NCBI's taxonomy places the organism in Eukaryota, Viridiplantae, Streptophyta, Magnoliopsida, Poales, Poaceae. The record is from RefSeq and is a predicted model, not a curated record. The transcript has a single exon. The coding region runs from base 1 to 708 and encodes 235 amino acids.
AUGGCGCUCAAGGGCACAACCAAGAUCCCCGCGGAGUGCUCCUCAUCGUCGUCGCUGUUCGCGAAACAGCAACCUCCGCCGUCGUCGCUGACGGACCUGGAGGUGACCGUGCUGUCCGCGGAGGAGGUCGUCCUCGGGGGCACCGUGCGGCGCAAGCCGCUCGACCGGGGCGCGUACGCCGUGGUGCACACGGACACGGCGGCGGCGCGCACCCGCGCCAACGACGAGGACGGCCACUGCAACGGGUACCCCUACUGGGGCGAGGCGUUGCGCGUGACGGUCUCCGAUCGGGCGACAGCGAUCGACGUGGAGAUCUACCGCCGGAAGAGCGACGGCCGCGCCGAGUCCGUGGCGGCUACGCGCGUGCCCGUCGCCGACUUCAGCGUCGGCCCGCCGGGCCACCUGCAUUGCCUCAGCUACCGGCUCUACGACAGCGGGUCGAGGAUGGGGACCCGCAACGGCAUCAUCAACAUCAGAGUCAAGAGGCUCAGCGGUGCGGCGCCAACGAAAGAGCUGGGGAAAGCCGGCAAGACCGUGGAUGAGGCGGCGAGUGGGAGUGAUGGUUCCUGCUGUGGUGGUGUCGCCAAGGAGGGGAAGGUGCCUUCGGCGGCAGUGGCAGGGGUGGCGGCGGCACCCGCCGGCGUGGUGAUGGGGUUCCCCGUCGGGUUCAAUGCUGAUGGGCAGCCCAAUGGCAAGGGAUCAGCUUAG